UUUUUCGGUCUUGUGUAAAGUCGAUUUGAUUAUUUCAACGCCAUUAAUACAUAUUUGUUAAGUGAAUUCCUUACAAUAAGACAGAAAAAUAGCCAUAACGUAAUUGUUAAUAUUAUAUUGGUUUAAAAAACACAUUUUAUUAAUUAAAAACCGACGAUUUGCAAAAAGAAAAUGCCGCGUACGAAGGUUUCCAAGUCUACCAAACGUUUUCGUGAAACGUCAAAUUCUGAAGAAAAAUUGCGGGAGUUUGAAGCAUCAUUUGAUGGCUAUUUGCACGCAUUAGAAUUAAAAGGAAAAGCGCAAAUAAAAUCUAUUGAAGACAAGUUUUAUGUGUUACUAAUGGGCACUGAUUCAAAUGUCCUUAAUUUACUAAUGGGAGAUGUAUUGUCUCUGAAUUUAACAAAACCUGAAGAUUGCAAAAAAUAUUUGAAUACUUUGGCGGUAAACAAUAGCGCUGGUGGCGCCAAACAAACCUCCGGAAAGCAAUUAAACCCGAACGAUGAAGGUUACCUUACAGAGGAUAGCACAAACGGUGGCAGUACAAUAGGUAUCUCAACCUCAACUUUAAGUGCAUAUAGUCGGGCAUCUAUUAAACAACAGCAACAGCGUGGUCGCACUCCUGGGCCGCUAAGUUCAGCUAGAGCUCGGCGUCCGCGUCGUAGUCGAUCAGCUUGUGAUGAUUUAGUGCAAGUAUCCACAAUAAAGUCAACAAAUUCCUCCACCGUUAUGGACACACGUAUUUCGCGGAGCAAAAUGCGUACACCAACUGCUACACGCUCCAAAGCUUUUAGUGCUGAUCGUUCAUCACAAAUGUGCGGCCAACAGUUCUCAAUGACAAUGUCGACAUCAUCUCCGGCGGCAGCAUUUUUACGAUGGCCAAAACCUGGUGAAGUGGUAUUGUCCAAAUGUGGAAGUCCAGUAGUUGCUCAUGUGCUGCCCGAUAAAUUUGCCAAUGUGAAUAUACCUACAAAGAAUGGUGUAUUUUCGUUACGACCAAAGAAACUGGAAGAACUGAAAUCGGACAUCAUCGAUGCUAUUGAUGCAGACACACUUAACCAAAUCAAAACAUUACAUGAUAAUUUAAAUUUAAUCAUGAAAAUGGCUGAUGGCUCCUCAACGAAAUAGUGCUUAUCAUCGUAUGACUUCAUUUCAUUUAUAUAGUAUUACUUACUUUCUUCACAAAAUAUAAUGUUAACAUUAUAAUUGACUUAAUUUAUCAUAUUUUACAUAGAAAUUAUUCCUUUUGUAAUGAAAUUGUUGAAAAAUAUCUAAAAUAUGUGGGAUCCUGUAAACACAUUGUAAUGGAACGAACUUUUGGUGUAUCAAAAGGACAAAGUUCGAAAGGAUUUUAAUCCUUGUUAGGAAAUUGUGAAUGAGAUAUGUAUGUAUAAAAAAGAACUCAUGUAGAAAAAAUAUUUUAUUUAGAUCGUGUAGAAAGGCGUUAAAACCGAUAACAUUUCAUGAAACCAUUUCUUUUAAUUUUGUAGAAUUUAAUAAAUAAUAAAGCAGUUAAAAAAAAUA
This is a messenger RNA of Bactrocera neohumeralis, 1521 nucleotides long. RefSeq names its product borealin-like. The transcript has 4 exons. Lineage: Eukaryota; Metazoa; Arthropoda; Insecta; Diptera; Tephritidae. Bases 172 to 1125 code for a protein of 317 amino acids. The record is from RefSeq and is a predicted model, not a curated record.